CAUGGCCCUCCGAGGAUCACCCUCCGGGGAGCAGCCGUCUCUCCUCUCUUAGCAACGUCCUCUCCAUCAGAGCCCAGGAGCAAUUUCUCCAUCCGUCCCUGGCUGCUCCCCAGACCUGAGCUGUCUGUAAACGAAGCCGGCCUAAUGAAUUAAUGAAGGGCUCCCAGAAGAGGGAGAAUGAGAGAGAAGCCCUCGGAAAGCUAAAGAGGAGGAGAGCGGCCAUCCGCCCGCUGAUGUGGGCAGGGCGGGGGUGGCCGGCACAGAGCACCGUGGCCAUCCAUCAGCGCACCCUUCCCUGGAUCCAGCUGGCGCAGAGAGAGAGAGAGAGACAGAGGGGCGCACCGGAGAGAGGAGAAGGAAGAUGGCGUGGGACCAAAGCGCUCGCCAUCCUCUGUGCCAGUUCGGGAAUUCGCCUUCCUUGCUCCUGUGUUACUCCAGGACUGCUUUGAGCCAGCUGGUCCAGGCUCCCACCGAACCACCAAAGAAGAAACCGGAUCCGGUCACCUCGGAGACAGUGGUCAUCUGGGGCUUGCGCCUCUGGCAAGUGGUCGGGAUCUUUGCCAUUUUUGUCCUGAGCAUCAUUAUCACCCUCUGUUGCAUCUUCAAAUGCCGCAUCCCGAGGACCAAGAAGGAGAUUGAGGCCCGCUACGCCAAACGCCAAGCGGCCAAGAACUACGCGGACAAGCUGGAGACGGUGCCGCCCCUCAACGAGCUCACGGAGAUCCCGGGAGGCUCCACUGAAAGGCUUCCCACCCUCUCGGGUCAAGUGGAAUCGCAGCCUCCCACCUGCAUCUUACCGGUGGUGAAAGAGGAAGACGAAGUCACUCCGAAGGGCCACUAGGGGGCAGGCUGCGCCUACCCUUCCUGCUUGCGAGGAGAUCUUCCCACUGGGGGACAUCUCUGGAUCUCUCCUGGUUGCCUGAUGGCUUUUCCUGGCUUUUCCUCUCCUUUCGAUGCAGUUUCUCUUCUCUCCUCCCAUCCCCACCCCUCGGUCUUGGUGCUUUUUUCAGUGGCAGUGGUGCUUCCCUUCUCGGGCCCUCGUGGUCGGAAUUCACUUCCAUCACACUUUUGAAGACCACCCUCCAAGCCCCAAGCAAGCUUGGAAGGGUAACCUCGCUUGGCCCUUGGAGACCCUUGCCCUCUGCGUUUCCCCUGGAGGGUGAGGGUCCCAGGGGGAAACCGCUCACAAUCGGUGGCAACUCUUUUCUUAGGUUCAGCUGUAGGGUUUCCACCGGGGGGGGGGGGCUGCAGGCUGGAUAGAUUUCCUGAAAGACAGAAGGGUCAUUUUUAAAGGGAGACGGCGCUCCUGUUAGAAAGCAACCCUUUUGUGGUAUGGUCAGGUACCCCCUUUUUGCAGCCGCCUGAUCUCACCCAGAGUCACAUCUCCUGAUUUGACAUCCCUGGACCUGCGAAAAAGCAUCUUUUUUGGAAUACGCUUCCAAACAUCCCCCUGGAGGCCACGGUAUCUGCUUCGAAACGAGUGUGUUCCCAAGGUUCGGGGAAUUUGAAAAGGCCAGAGCCGUUGCUCCUCUUCCUCCUCCUGCGGAGUUCUACCCUCAGCCCUUCUCUUCGGGCCAGACUUUGGCGCAUCGCUCGGCAGAACGAGCAGGAGCGGGGCCAUAAAACAGCAGGGCUUUGCCGGAGCGCAUUUUGAUGUUCUGCACAUUAAGCGUCCUCCCCCCUAAUGUUGAAAAGCGGCUUAAAGCCCAGAGUCUAAAAUGACCAGACCGCAUUGCUGUGGUCUACUCUUUGUUUUUCCGCAACGCAGAGGGUGAGCCUAUCCGCCUGGUAGACUGCGGUGGUUCUGGUGAGAGCUAGAGCAGUCUACCAGAUCGCCCGCACGGUCCCUAAAUUGUUCCUCCUCUGGGUCCAGCCAGUGUCCCCUUCCUUCUGGAUUCCUGUUUCCCACAUUCAACCUAGAGAAGAUAUCUGUGCAGUUGACCACAGCUUUCUGUUGCUUGAGUAGAUCUACAACGCCCGACCAUGGCCGCUUCCAGCCUGGAUUGCGCAUGCUUUACUAAACCACCACCAAAGAAACCAUGUAGAUGGCAUUGUAUUCUACAAUGUACAACCCCCGUAUCUGUGAGGGAUUGAUUCCAAGUGGUUGCUGAAAAACGUGGAUGAUAGAAAAC
Messenger RNA from Pogona vitticeps (central bearded dragon), 2132 nucleotides. RefSeq names its product transmembrane inner ear (gene TMIE). Lineage: Eukaryota; Metazoa; Chordata; Lepidosauria; Squamata; Agamidae. The record is from RefSeq and is a predicted model, not a curated record. Gene Ontology annotation, biological process: sensory perception of sound; inner ear morphogenesis.